Messenger RNA from Equus caballus (horse), 4810 nucleotides. RefSeq names its product PWWP domain containing 3B (gene PWWP3B). NCBI's taxonomy places the organism in Eukaryota, Metazoa, Chordata, Mammalia, Perissodactyla, Equidae. The record is from RefSeq and is a predicted model, not a curated record. Gene Ontology annotation, cellular component: extracellular exosome.
CGUGAGGGAAGGACCUCCUGCUUUCCCCAUCACAGGGAGGGGGCGGAGCAUCCUCUAAAAGCUUGGAAGCGAGCUGUGCCCGGCCAGUCUUGGGGGAGGAGCCGCAAUACACACACACUUCGGAGGCUUCCGCUGAAGAGAAGCAGCUUGGAGCCUACGUUAAUAUCAGAGAUGCGCAUGACCUUGAGAAUCUGCAUGUGAUGCCAGUUGAGCCCCAGAAAGGCAGUGUGACCAUAGAAGCGUCGAACAGGAAGAAAGCUCUGCUGGACAAGCAGUUGGAGUGAGAAUCAAAACAACCAGACACAGGGCCGGACCUUCCACGAUCCACGUGACACUGGGGAAAGGCCCCCUGCUUUCCCCAUCACAGGGAGAGGGCGGAGCAUUCUCUGAGAAGCUUGGAUGUGAGCUGUGCCUGGCCAGUCUUGGGGGAGGGGCUGCAUUUCAUGAGGCUGCAGCUGACAAGAAGCUUCAAGCCUAAAUUAAUGUCAGAGAUGCACAUGACCUUGAGAAUCUGCAUGUGAUGCCACUUGAGCCCCAGAAAGGCAGGGCCAUCACAGAAGUGCUGAGCAGGGAGAAAGCUCUGCGGGACAAGCAGUUGGAGUGAGAAUCAAGACAACUGGAAUACAGGGCCAGACCCUCCACGAGCCACGUGCCAUUGGGAAGGGGCCUUCUGUCUUUCCCAUCACAGAGAGGGGGUGGAGCAUUCUCUGAGAAGCUUGCAAGUGAGCUGUGCCUGGCCGGUCUUGGGGGAGGAGCUGCAUUUCACCAGGCUGCAGCUGACAAGAAGCUUCAAGCCUGUCUCCUUUUGGAGUGAGAAUCAAGACAACCGGAUCACAGGGCCAGACCCUCCAUGAUCCACGUGACAUUGGUAUCUUCCAUAUUGUCCCAUUCAAACAACGUGUUCAAGCAUCCUUGGGAAAUUGAGCUGGAGGAGAACAGGCCACACAAGGUGUAAACGUUUUUUAGUUCUAAGACUAAAAGAGACUUUGGUAAGAGUAUUGUUUUUGGUAGGAACUGCCUUCGCAGUGACAAGAAUAGCCAGAUACCUCAAUCUCUGAUAAUAACUUCUUGGCAUACAAAUCUAAAUCAUAAUGGAUGCCGAGUAUGUCCUGUGCAAUUGGAAAGACCAAUUAUGGCCAGCAAAAGUUCUGUCCAGAUCUGAGACUUCAUCAAACAGUAAGAGAAAAAAGACAUUUUCCCUAGAAGUUCAAAUACUCUCCCUAGAUGAAAAAAUUCAAGUGGAAAGCACAGAAACAAAGAUCCUAAAUAAAUCUAAAAUUGAAGCCAUUGCCUCCUCACUAGCAGCGCAGUCAGAGGUUGGUGCUCCACCUAGAGAGGAAACGACCUAUGAAAGGUCACUAAAAGUGGCACUGGAUGUUCUGAAUGAGAGAACAAAUUUGAGUGAAGCAAGCAGUUCAGAUGAAGAAGAGACCACUACACUGUCUGAAAACGUACAAGAAAAGCUUUCCAAUUCACCCCCGCGUAAAAAAUAUCGGAAGCAUGAAGGAGACUUACUGAAGCGUCUUGAGGAAAGUGAAAAUCCAACCUCUCUGUUAGUAUCUUCAGACAAUGAUGAUUCCCUGCAAGAGGAUAAAUCACAUGCACAUGCCACCAUUGAUACUAUUCCGAGUGAAAUGGAAACAAAGUCAUCACAGAACUCCAGCUGGUACCAAACUUUCCCCUCACUUUCAGAAGAUGAUGAUGAAAAGGAGAACAAGAAAAAGAUUGACAUCUCAACAGUUAUGUCUUUGCAUUCCACAAUCAAAGAGGAGGGUGCAUGUGUUAAAGACGAAAAGUUCACUCCAACUUUGCCAUCAGAUAUCUUCACUGUGCCCAAAGAAUUGAAAGGGGAGACACAGGUAAUCUGCCCAGAGACUAUACCUACUUCCUCUGAAUGCCCUACCGUCUCAGAGAAUAUUGAAGAUCCUGGAGAGGGUCCCUCGAAUCCAUGCUCAGAUACCAGCCAGAAUCAACCUAUUGUGGAAUCAGAGACAGGUGCUGUGGCAUCCCCCGGACCUUGUUCACUGGAAUGUCAGGUUUCACUUAGUGCCUCUAAUCGUGUCCUGGAUUAUUCAGUCCUUCUUGUGGAUAAUGAAAGAAAUCUUCAGAGAUUGGAUUUUGAGGAACUUGGGGAAGAACCUCAAGCUUCUGACAAGUCAGUGCAUCUAAAUCCUAUUGAUGCUUCUGUAUUUGAUGACAGUGAGGAAGAUGAAGAGCUUCCACGCUUUGUUUUUCAUUAUGAGCCACGUUCAUUUGAAACGGGAAUGAUAGUCUGGUUUAAAUAUCAGAAAUAUCCAUUUUGGCCAGCAGUGGUAAAAAGCAUCAGGCGAAAAGAGAAAAAAGCAAGUGUGCUUUUUGUUGAGGCAAACAUGAAUCCUGAAAAGAGAGGCAUUAGAGUGCCUUUUAGAAGAUUAAAGAAAUUUGAUUGUAAAGAGAAACAAGCACUAGUGGAUAAAGCCAGGGAGGAUUACAGCGAAAGUAUUGACUGGUGCAUCUCGCUCAUUUGUGACUACAGAGUUAGAAUAGGUUGUGGUUCUUUUUCAGGCUCUUUCCUUGAGUAUUAUGCUGCUGACAUUAGUUAUCCAAUUAGGAAAGUACUCAAACAGGAUACCUUCAGGAACUUAUUUCCAAAGCUACAUAAUGAAGAUUCUGUGGAAUCAAUGGUUGUGACUUCCCAGACCAAGAAAAUGUCCUUCCAGAAAAUUCUCCCUGACCGAAUGAAGGCUGCUCGGGACCGAGCCAACAAGAACCUAGUGGACUUCAUUGUGAAUGCCAGGGGAACAGAGAACCAUCUUCUAGCAAUUUUAAAAGGCACAAAAGGCUCCAGGUGGCUGAAAGCAUUUUUGAAUGCAAAUAGGUUCACGCCCUGUAUUGAAACCUACUUUGAGGAUGAAGAUCAGUUGGAUGAGGUGGUGAAAUAUUUACAAGAAAUCUACAAACAAAUAGACGAAAGAAUGCUGGCUCUGAUAAGAGACGAUAAAAUUAAAUUUAUCCUAGAAGUGCUUCUGCCAGAAGCAAUCAUUUGUUCAAUUUCUGCUGUUGAUGGAUUAGAUUACGAGGCAGCUGAAGCAAAGUAUCUAAAAGGACCAUCUCUAGGAUACAGAGAAAGAGAAUUAUUUGAUGCAAAAAUCAUAUCGGAAAAGAGACGGAAACCAUUAACAAGUGAAGCUCAUUGAAUCUCCUGAAAGUCCGAACCAUAACAGGGAGCUUUCGUAGAUACUAGUUUUGAAAAAUCGCUGAACGUUUCUGUCUAAUACGUAUUUUCCAGAAAUGUGAGACUUCAGGUAAUAUGUUCACUUUUUUUUGCAAUCUCUAACAUCUGUAUUACUACAUCUUCAUUUCCUUUGCUUAUGCUUCUUCAAAGUCAAUUUUAUUAACAUAUUUCAGCAGUUCUGCUUUCCCGUACAUUUGUAGAAUGCAUAGUUCCUAAAUGAGUCUUAAGGGAAAGUACUAUUUUGUUUUUUGACAUUUUUGUGUCUAUGCUGUAUAGUUAAAUAGAGUGUGCACAAUCAUUUUAAUAUUAAAAUUGCACUGGUAUUAGAUAUUAAGCAAGAUAAUUAGAAAAAAGUCUAAAAAAUGUCAAUUAUAUAUUUUUUGCUUAAUUUUUAUAAAAUAUUGGGUUUUCUCUUAAGAUAGUUGAAUUAUUUUUCCUGCCAUGCCUAUUUAUUUUUGGAAAAAAUAUUUCUGAGACAUAGAACCAAAGAUAGAGAUGCUUUGCUAUAUAUUAUAGCUAACUGCAGUUGCUUUUGCAAAAAAAAAACCCUGGAAUUCAAAAAUAAAGUAAAUGGAUUGCCUGCAUGCAAUCUAUAUGUAUGCGAGUAACAUCUCAGCAUGCAGAAAAUAAUUUUGGCAGCAUUGAACAGGAUUGUUCAUUCUAUGCUCCCCUGAAAUUCCACUUAUGGGAGUGUCUAUUAUUCAAUAGCUGAAUGGUUUCUUAGAACAGACAGACUUUUGGCUGUCUUCAUAACUAAGAGUGACUGUAUCUUAAUAUAGCCGUCUGACCACAUAUGGAAGGCAGCUAGAGUUAUUGUAUUCAAGGUCUGGCUACUCUAGAUAUGAGUUCAGGCUGACUGUUUAAGAGUCCAUCUUGUUUGAUAUAAACUGUAGAAAAUGCAAGCACUUUGUUUUGAGUCUUGUAUCUCCAAAUACAUAGUUAUUUGUUUCAAACCAAGCAAUCUUUAUCAUCUGGCUUAUUUGUAAAAUAGUUCCAGUUAGUUCCAAUAAUACAAGUGCCAACUGGUAAGUCAUUCCAGGCUACUAGAAAGUAUGGAUGGACCAGAAUCUGUGAAUUUGGAAAUGGGCCACAGAAAAAGCCUCCAUCUAGCCAGAUAUGACAGUUAUCCAAAUGUGUUUAAAAAUACACAAUUAAAACUUAAAGUCUGAAGCAAAAAAAUUGUUUAUUCUAACUUGAAACAAGACUUUAGUGAGAAUAAAUGUUAGGAGAGCUACUUUAUUUUAAAAACUUGACAUAAAAAUAAAUGAUAAAUGCUUAACAUGAACCUGUCUGCAUUUUUACUCUUAAGAGUGAGACAACUAUCACUCUCGGGCUUUUGUUAUGUGUUCACGUGGCUACAUGUUUAUGUAAAAUUUUCAAAAGUUCAACGUUUUGAUUUUUCUUUUGCCUUCGAUGUUCACUUCAUCAUACUUCACACUGUGCAGCUACAUAAGUGCUGUUUCUGUAGAUUUAUGUGUGUGUGUGUGUGUAUACACAUACAUAUAUAUAUAAUUUGCUCAGAAUUUUUGCUUGUUGUAGUUGUCAUUUUAAUGCUUGUUACAUAUUAUCAUUCUAAAUAAAUAUUUGCUUUCAUGA